CGCCCCGCCCCGCAGCGCCAGGAAGCGGCCGGAGGCGCCUGGGGCCAUGGACGGCGCCGCCAUGGACGGGGCUGCCAUGGAGGGACCACUCUUCGUUCAGAGUCAGCGCUUCGGGGCCAAGAAGUGGAAGAAGACCUGGGCAGUGUUGUACCCUUCCAGCCCCAAUGGCGUGGCCCGGCUGGAGUUCUUUGAGCACAAAGGGUCAGGCUCUGGCAGCGGGUGGGGAGGCUCUCGACGCCUAGACUGCCGAGUGAUUCGCUUGUCAGAUUGUGUGAGCGUGGCCCCUGUGGCCUUAGACAGUCCCCCGGUACCUGGCACCUCAGCUUUCCGACUGGACACUGCUCAGCGGUCUCACCUCCUGGCGGCCGAGGGCCCUGCCAGCGUGGCCUGGGUGCAGAUACUCUGCCAGACUGCCUUUCCGAAAGGCUGCUGGUCUCUGGCUCCCGGAGAGGGCUCUUCCGGGCCCUCCUCGAUAGAGAUGCAGGAGAACUCCUUGUACAGCCCCCAUGGGCAAGGGUCCGAGUUCUGGGUGACAAUACAGAAAACAGAGGCGUCUGAGCAUUGCGGGUUGCAGGGACACUAUGUGCUCAGGGUGGAGGACAAUGGGCUGAGUCUCCUGGCGCUGGGGGGGCAGGGUCAGAAGAAGGAGCCCCUGCUCUCCUGGUCCUACACUCUUCUCCGUCGCUAUGGCCGGGAUCGGGCCAUGUUCUCCUUCGAGGCUGGAAGGAGGUGUCCCUCGGGCCCUGGGACCUUCACUUUCCAGACCUCACAGGGGAAUGACAUCUUCCAGGCUGUGGAGGCCGCCAUCCAAAGGCAAAAGGCUCAAGUUGGCAUCGGCAGCAGCCCCGGCCCAGGCCAGGAUCAGCAGUGCCCUGGCUCGUCCGAGGCUGGGACAGCAGGGGCUGGGAAGGUGCCCGCCGCGCCCCGCAGCCCGGAAGAUUCCCAAGCUGAUGGCCCCGCCCUGUACUCAGAGCCCUUGGACGCCCUUCGGCCCCUGCCUCCUCCCUCUCCUGAUGCCCUGUACUCAGAUCCCAUAGACAGUUCAGGCCAGAGGACGGGACAUGGGACCGGUGUCCAGCUCUACUGGGGCUUGUAUGAACAAGUGCAGCAGCAGCUUAAAGAUACAAAGCUAGGAGGAGCCAAGAAGGAGCCCAUUUAUGAUGAGCCUGAGGGCCAGAGCCCAGCCCCACCUGCAGGCCUUUAUGACAAGCCCCAGGAACCCAAGGAUGCCUGGUGCCAGCGAGCUCGGGGGCAGGAUGAGGGCUACGAGCUUCCCUAUAAUCCCGACACAGAUGACUAUGCUGUGCCUCCUCCAAGGAACCUCAAACCCAUCCCACCCCCCAAACCCCAGCUGCUCCCCAGCGGCAGCCCAGGACUCCCGCUAUACAGCAGGGUCUUCAAGGGCGCUGCCGCCAAGGGCUGGGGCCAGGGCGUGCCUGAAGGUGGAUCUCAAGCCAGGACCGGGAUGAGAUCAGAAGGACCCAUGUGAAAAAGUCCUAGUUGGGGGCUGGAGGGCCUAAAUUGGUGCUCAGAGGACAUCUGUAUGAACUGGAGAGGGGAGCGAUCCCUCAGGACAGAGGGCUGGCCUAAAUGGGGGGUACGUGGUACCAGUGAAGCAAGGUUCGUGGUACGUGGUACCAGAGAAGCAGAGGCUCGGGAUUGCCGGGGAUUAGCAAAGAACCAGAAUUUGUGGCCGAGUGACAGGGCUUGGGUCUAAGUGACGGCAUCUGGAGCAGGUCAGGGGCCGGGGAAAGAGGCCCAAGUUGGGGCCGAACCCUGCUAUGACCCCUGACUAGUUGUGGGGGAAGGUGUGGGCUGGGGGUGGUCUGGACCCAGUCUCAUCUCCCAACCCUGGGCUGCUCUAUGCCAGGACACUCAAACUCAUUAAAAUGAUUUGGGGCCA
Molecule: messenger RNA, 1903 nt
Organism: Dromiciops gliroides (monito del monte)
Lineage: Eukaryota; Metazoa; Chordata; Mammalia; Microbiotheria; Microbiotheriidae
Gene: DOK1
Product: docking protein 1
Exons: 5
Coding region: 47-1489 (480 amino acids)
Biological process (GO): cell surface receptor protein tyrosine kinase signaling pathway; positive regulation of MAPK cascade
Cellular component (GO): cytoplasm
Source: RefSeq, a predicted model, not a curated record